Molecule: messenger RNA, 1195 nt
Organism: Carya illinoinensis
Lineage: Eukaryota; Viridiplantae; Streptophyta; Magnoliopsida; Fagales; Juglandaceae
Product: ferritin-3, chloroplastic-like
Exons: 8
Coding region: 117-965 (282 amino acids)
Biological process (GO): iron ion transport; intracellular iron ion homeostasis
Cellular component (GO): cytoplasm
Molecular function (GO): ferric iron binding; ferrous iron binding
Source: RefSeq, a predicted model, not a curated record
CUUCCUUCGCCACUCCUGUCCUCGUCGGCUCUCACAUUUUCUCCCACUUCCUCUUCUUCGAACAGAUAUUCCUUCCUAACUCUUUAGUAUCUGAUCCUCUCUGUUCCUGAAACACCAUGAUGCUCCGGGCUACGCCUGCCUUUUCUCUUUACAAGCCUCCUCGUGGCGAGUCUCUAUUUUCCUCUGUUUCAUCCCAGUCUUCAUAUCCGUUUCCCCCUCUACACUCUUCCGCUUCUCUGGUUCCAAGCCUCCGCUUUUCUCCAGCGAAGAAAGAAAGUGCCUUUUCUGUCUGUACGGCUUCAAAGGGUACGAACGACCGGCCCCUCAUCGGUGUCGUUUUCGAGCCCUUCGAAGAGGUCAAGAAGGAGCUCGACCUCGUCCCCACCGCCCCACAAGUCUCCCUCGCUCGCCAGAAGUACUUGGACGAGAGCGAGGCCGCUGUUAAUGAGCAGAUAAAUGUGGAAUACAAUGUCUCCUAUGUUUACCAUGCCAUGUUCGCUUACUUCGAUAGGGACAACAUUGCGCUGAAGGGUCUUGCAAAGUUUUUCAAGGAAUCGAGUGAAGAAGAAAGGGAACAUGCGGAGAAAUUGAUGGAAUAUCAGAACAAACGAGGUGGAAGAGUGAAACUGCUGUCUAUAGUAAUGCCACCUUCUGAAUACGAUCAUCAAGAGAAGGGAGAUGCGUUAUAUGCCAUGGAGCUUGCACUGGCUUUGGAGAAGCUUACAAAUGAAAAGCUCUUCAACUUACAGAGUGUGGCUGCACGUAAGAAUGACGUGCAGUUGGUGGAUUUUGUUGAAAGCGAGUUUUUACGUGAGCAGGUGGAAGCCAUCAAGAAAAUGUCGGAAUAUGUUGCUCAGUUGAGAAGAGUUGGCAAAGGACAUGAAAAGAAGAAGAAGAAGAAGAAGAUAUUUUUCCUGCUCUCUAAACUGGUUGGUUCGUGGAUUUUCAGGAGUCUGGCACUUUGAUCAGAUGUUGCUUCAUGAGUAGGGAGCGGUAGAUGCAAUUGCCGCUUGAUGAUGACUCUGUUUUGUUUCUUUCUGGUUUAAUUGCUGCUUGAUGAUGACUCUGUUUUGUUUCUUUGUGGUUUAAUUGCUGCUUGAUGAUGACUCUGUUUUGUUUCUUUCUGGUUUAAUUGCUGCUUGAUGAUGACUCUGUUUUGUUUCUUUCUGGUUUAGUGUUAUGAGUAUUCUAUCAA